Messenger RNA from Paramecium sonneborni, 267 nucleotides. NCBI's taxonomy places the organism in Eukaryota, Ciliophora, Oligohymenophorea, Peniculida, Parameciidae. The record is from the annotation of a GenBank genome assembly.
AUGAAUUCUGAAGCUUUAUGCUUGAAAUUAGCAUCAAAACAUUUUGAUGAACUAAUUAUCUAAGAAUUACUAUGUGAGGGAGACAAGUCAGAAUUAGAUUAUGUUAAACAAGUAUGGGAACCUGCAGAAGAAUCAACAUCAGUUUCAAUUGAAUCAUCAGAAAGUUGUGAAUAUGCAAAAAAAAUACGAUUAAAAAAUCAUAUCGAAAAAUUCCUAGAUAGUUAAUUACAUUCAUCGAUGAUUUAGAGAUUAAGGGAAAUAUAAUGA